Ahaetulla prasina is the source of this 7317-nucleotide messenger RNA. RefSeq names its product RAN binding protein 3 like (gene RANBP3L). The record is from RefSeq and is a predicted model, not a curated record. The transcript has 16 exons. Gene Ontology annotation, biological process: protein export from nucleus. Gene Ontology annotation, molecular function: GTPase activator activity. The coding region runs from base 1 to 1536 and encodes 511 amino acids. NCBI's taxonomy places the organism in Eukaryota, Metazoa, Chordata, Lepidosauria, Squamata, Colubridae. Gene Ontology annotation, cellular component: cytoplasm; nuclear pore.
AUGAGAACCCGGCAAACCACUGCUAUAAAAGUAAAUGAUGGGCUUUCAAUUAUAAGAGUUUUCUGCACAAAAAGUACCUUUUCUUGGACUAUUAGCUUUGAACAUCAAAUGAAGAACACGCCUCAUUUCAAAAGAAGAAGCAGCACGUGGACCAUGGACCAAACUGGAAACCCGCGAACUGACAUCUAUGUGUUCCACAGCUUUGGCUGCAACAGACACAAAGAUGAAGAUAGUUCAGUGAUUGCGCAGCCCAUGUUUGUCUUCAAGAAGGAACGACCCUGCAAGAGGCCUGCAGAAGAUCCAUUGCACAAGACUGAAAACGUUCCCAGUGGAUCCCGAAAACGUGCAAGAGCUUCAUAUUUUUCUUUUCAGCCCUCUGAGUCAGAGUCCUACAGAGAAACUGUAUGUUCCAAGAAACAAUCAAGAACAUCAUCCUUUAUCAUCAUUCCAACAUUUCCACCGUCUCAGCCAGUAAAGAAGAACAACGUAUUCAUGACUUCGGGCCUAUCAGAAGAUUGUAUUGAUGUGAAAGCAACAGAACAAGAUCUUCCAACAAGCAACAGACAAAAAGAGGUUUUAAGGCCUGCCAGACUGCAACCGCCACAACUGACGACAUAUAGAAUAGAAAAGAAGAAAACUGGUGAAAAUCUUCCCGAGGGAAAUCAUGAAACAGACAAUCAGAUGUCUGAAGAUACCUAUGCAUGGGUUGAUAUCUCCAAAAAGCUUCCUCACCCGUUACAGAUUUCCAGCUCUAGCACAACACACAAUCGAAUAGCCAAAGACAGAACUGUCUCAGAAAGUGAGCAUUCUAACUUUGUAUUUGGAGAAAAUAUAGUAGAAAGAGUUUUGAAACCUGAGAAAUCGCCAGAAUUGCAGUCCAAGGAUAUCAGUGAAAAGGAGCCAAUCUGUGCCCCAGAUUUCCAAACCGUUCCCCCAUGCGCAACACCUCAUUUUGCUAAGGAUUCAACACUAGCAGAAUCAGCUGCUGCUUACCUAUCCAGCAAAACAGCACAAAGAUAUUUAUUGGAGGAAAUAGAAAUUACAACAGGAGAAGAAGAGGAACACAAUGUUUUGCAGAUCAACUGCAGGCUUUUUUUAUUUAAUAAAGCCCUAUUAUGCUGGACUGAAAGAGGCAGUGGCUGUUUGAGACUUAAUGAUACCUCCAGCAAUCAUCAUGGAAUGCUUCAGUCAAGACUGGUCAUGCGAAAUCAAGGAAGCAUGAGGCUUAUUCUUAACACCAAGCUGUGGACUCAGAUGGUGAUAGAAAGAACGAACCGGAAGAGUGUGUGCAUCAUGGCAACAGAUCUGGAGGACGGAUCCGUCAAAGUUUUCCUAAUACAAGCCAGCACAAAGGACAUUGAAUCCCUCUAUGCAGCCAUCCAUCACCGUCUGGUUGCUCUGAGAAACUUUACAAAGCAGGAAUGUGGUGUGAAUCAAGUGGAAUACAAGCUAGAUGUUCAGCCAAUAUCUUGUGACAGUGAUGAUGAAGAGAAUGAAAAAAGAUCUCCAGGGAGCAACAACAGAUCAGAGUAUUAGCUAUCCCACCAAUUUUGUGACAUCUGCAGGUUUGAUAUCCAUUCCCAUCAUCUUCUCAUCCAAAUAAUUCCUACAAAUCUUACCUCAUUUGUAUUUAAUUUGCACCUUCAUUUUACAACGUACGUCAACAUAAAAGCUGAAGUGACUGCAAUUGUCCUCCCAUAGCAUUCUCCAUGGAUUCGCAGACAACCUGUGGUCUGUUCUUGACAACUCACCAUAUCCCAUUAAAGGGACAUUAGGGACAACACACCAUGUUGGAAUGAAGACAGGAUGUGGUAUAUGAUUAAGGAACAUCAUAUGAAAGAAGCACUUUAAAGAUUCAAGACAUCAGUCCCUGUAACAGGAAUCCAAAAUUGGCCUCAGUUCUUUUUGAAUUAUUCAGAAGAAGUUGUUUUCAAGUUUGGGGAUGAACAGCUUUAAGAACUGUUUUAAAGAAAAUAAUAAUUCUGAUCCAUGAUGGUAUUCAUCCUUUACGAAUGAUUGCUCCAUCUACUUAGAGCAGUAAUUAUUUACGAAGCAUGUAUGUGUAUAUGGACGUGUGUGUACGGUAUAUUAAUCUAUUUUGGGUCUAUUAUUAAAUUUGCAUGAAUCUUCAAAGCUUAGUAUUGUAAGCUGAUAUUUGCAUCUCCCCAGUUCUACGCAAUGAAUGCAGUGUUGAACAUAAACAAAAAAUUUGCAGACAGAUAGGUAGCGCAAGCUUUCCCAGACCUGCUGUUUGCAUGCAAGUUUGAUUCAUAAAUGCAAACAAAUCCUACCCCCCCAAAAGCAGAUUUUUACAUCAUCCCAGGAAAAUUACCCCAAGGGUCAUCACUUCAUCACUAUUCUUUCCGCUAGCAAGUUGCACUGAUCUGGGAUUAGCACAUUUCUUUCAAUCGCCACCACAUUGUCUGCCUGCAAAGUUAGCAUUUCUUCUGGAAUGAUGGUUAGACGGUUUCUCAUUGGCAGCGGCUGAUUUUUAUGUCUGGGAGAUUAGCUGGCUGGAGGAAAUGCUGGCUAAUUGGGGAAGAGCUCUCAGGAAGGAAAAGCAUGAGCCUGUUUCAGAGGAUUUGGGGAAUAAAGCCAGUGGCUGCAUAAAAGAAGUAGCAAAGACUGGAGUGGUGGGUUUUGUUUUGUUUUUUGGUGCCUUCAAGUCACUGUUGACACUUGGCAACUGUCUAGAUCAGGGGUGUCAAACAGUGUCACGUAACAUAUCAGGACUUUUUCCCCUUUCGUUAAACCAGGCAUGGGCAUGGCCAGCGCAUGAUGCAUCCGGCCUGCAGGCCAGGAGUUUGGUCUAGAUCAGGGGUUUUCAAAUUUGUCUCUUUUAAGACUUGUAGACUUCAACUCAGGGGUUGAAGCUGGCUGAAGAAUUCUGGGAGUUGAAGUCCACAAAUCUUAAAAGAGACAAGUUUGCAGACCCCUGGUCUAGAUUAAUCCCUGUAGUUUUCUUGGCAAGAAUUUAGAAGUGGCUUCUCUCCUUCUGAAAGUGACUGGCCCAAGGUCACCCACCUGGCAUUAUGCCUAAGCGAGAAGUAUAACUCAUGGUCCACUAUGCCUGAUGAAAAUUAUACUUUAUAUAUCGGUCACAGUUCCUUGGUUUAUUUUAAAACCAUGGUUAAAACAUCAUGGCACCAUGUAUUCACAAAGCUCACAAAAUAGUGAGACAAAAUUUAUGUUUGCAGAUGCUACACCGAUUCAGAAUGUCGUAUUUAUUUUUGGAAUGAGUAUUUGUUUUGUGUCUUUCAAGAUUAAGCCAAAUAAUUGGUUCAUUUUCUUUGUAAUUGCAUCUUCCUUUAGUACAUCUUUAACUUCCUUGUUAUCCAACAGUCUGUCUCCCUCCUUUUCUGAUUUCCAGUUCAUAAUAUUUUCAAAGAAUGGAGCUCUUCAUCUUUAUUAUUAUGGUACUGUAAUGAUUCUUGAAUGUGAGUACAUUUUCCCUCUUUUAUUUUGCCAACUUCCUGUCUUUUUAUCUUUUCAUUUGGACAAUCAUCCAUUAUUUUAGGAUUAUGCCUACAGCAGAUACUAAGUUUACUGUAUAUUGAAGAUUAAUUUCUCUUGUAUGCCUUAAAAGAUGUGACAGAAAUGUUUCUGAGAUCUUGCUAACAAUUUUGUGACAUAUCUUACUGCCAAAGAUGAUAGUUUUAUUAUUAAUUACUAAAAGCUAGUACGUUUGCUAAGUGUGUAUCUCUCAAAACAGUACACUUAGCAGUCCAAACAGUAUUUCCAAAGUUAACAGGUGGUAUCAAUGAAUUCAUCAAUUAUGGAUGGAAAAGAAAUCAUUUUGAAGGGGAAAAACAUGCUGUUAUUUCCCAUAUUUAUCUAAGUAUGAUUGAAUAUUAUAUAAUUUAUGUGGGCUGUAUGAUGGAAUCCUUUGAAUAUUUAUUUGGAACUAAAUCCUACUAUAUUCAGCAGUUCUUAGCCAACUAUCAAGUGGAUGUAGGAUUAAGCCUAAUAAUAUCAUAUGAAGCCUAUUAAUAUACAGCUUCAAAUCUCUCGUACAUCACUUUUGUCUUUUUUUCCCAUAGACUGUUUCUACACCCCUUUUAUCAUUCUUAGCCUCAGAAGAAGGCAAUGGCAAUACUUCCGUAUUACUUACAAGAAAAAUGUAUAGUUCUUCCCCUGCUGAGAUUGUCUUGAGGCUUUACCUUUUGAGAAAAAUCUUAUUAAAAUGGUCUUUUCUUGAAAGGAACAUGCUUAUGCUAUUUAGCCUCCAGCUUGGGUUCUUUUGUCUAAGAUGCAAUGCCUGAAUACUAAAUAUGUCUUACCCCUCCCUCCUCUUCCUGCUAAGGGAUGUAGGUGCUAGGCCAAUGAUGAUGAACCUUUUGGACACCGAGUGCCCAAACUGCGUGUGCGCACAUGCCCAAACUGGAAGGUGCGCAUGGAUAUUGUUGUUGCUCCCCGAACCUGGCCCCAUGCCCGAAAGUGCCUUGGAGCCGGGCCUGCUGCCAGAAAGUGACUUGGACAGUGAGGGGGAAGGGCCGUCAGGACUUACCUCGGGAGCACCCGCUUCCCUGGCUCAGCUCCAGAAGCCAGAAGCAGGCCAGGUGAAAGAGAUAAUGAGGCCUCCUUCCCCUGCCUCUUCCCCCACCCAGGCCACGCCUGCAGACCCAGCUGACAGCAAUCAGGCUUGGCUGAAUCCCAGGUUUCGUAGGCAGGAGAGAAGAGAACAACAGAAGCAGGGGAGGGGCAGGCCUAGGAAGUGCUGAGUCAUGGAGCCACACCCCACAGGAUAUAAAAGGCAGCAAGAGCUGGUGUGCUUCUUUGUAUCAGGCAAAUCCACGGAUUGACUAGAGCUGAAGGUUGUGACUUACCAGCGUCUUGGCAGCUAUCGAGGGCUCUUGGCAGACGCUGAUUCUUUUGCUUCCAGAUAAGAGCUGAUAAGAGCCGGCUAAUUAAGCCAUCGUUCGGACGGAGGCGAGGAGGACACAACAGAUAUGUGUGAAUGUGCUCAUGCGUGUAUAUGCACAGAUGUGCGCAUGCGUGCAUGUGCAGCAGAGACCUGAACACCAGCUGGCCUGCGGGAGGCGGGGCAUCCCAAUACUGGCAGAGUGGCAAGAGGUAAGACCUUUUUCUUUCGUCAGCUUCUGUUUCGUCGUUUGCAGGGAAACAGAAGUUCACUAAAGAAACGCCAUGGAGAUCUGACCUGGAACGAUGGCUCAUGUGCCAGCAGAGAGGGCUCUGCGUGCCACCUCUGGCACGUGUGCCAUAGUUUCGCCAUCACGGUGCUAGGCAAAUGAGGAUCAUUGUGAAUCCUUUAAUAAUCUGAGGCUCAAUAUUUCUCCAGAUCUAAAGAAUGCUGCCACAAAAUUGUACAAAUCUGCUCAAAGAUCCAUAAAGGGGCAGAACUUGGCUCCUGGUGAAUGCAUCCAUGCAGCUUUCUUAGCAAUGUUAUGGAAGUGAUUUGCCAUUGACCCCUUCUGGGAUAUUUUUUUUCCCCCAAUUUCCCAGUCUAGCCAAUAGCCCCAGAAUACUUUGUUCGUACCCCAUCCAAGUAUAAACCAUGACUGAUCUGGCAGAAAGGGCUGCCAUCUGCUGAAGUUAAAUUAGUCCAGAAAAUUCAUAAAGUUGCACUUGCCUAGAGCAGCAUUUUUGAUUCAUUCAGAAGAGAUACCUCAGGAUCUCUAGGACAACUUCCCUGCGAAGUAGCUUCUUCAUCGUAUCUGAACAUCCCUCUUGUUAAGGUUACAAGAAGUUAUAGCAGAUUACAGAAAAGACGUGCUUAAAAACUGGGAUGUCAUAACUAGAUAUAAUUCCACCAAAACUACUGAAACUGUGUUACUCAGUGGCCUCCAUGGGAUUUUGAUGCUUUUCACUGGAAUGUUAAAAGGCAGCAUUGUAGCAUUACACUGCAAGUUUGCACGCCCAACGUCACAACAUAGGCAGAAAAAGGGCAGAGCUUGUACCACAAUUUCAUAAUGAUGCUUUGGUAAGUCUGUCCCACUUGGAUCCCAUGGACAUUGUUGUUCUCAUUUACAUUUAAAGAUAUUAUACAUCUAAACUAAUGAAAAUAUUCGACAGGGAUCAUGAUGUUUGGCAACAAUGAAAUAACCUAAGUUUCUGAAAGGACUCAACUCUGUUGAUAAUCUCCAACUACUAAAGAAUAGCACCAUCAGACUGUAAAAAUAAAUUCAGAGCCUAUCGAUGGAAUUCGUCAGAUUUUACAACGAUGCUCUUUCUACCAAGAGAAUGGCUAUACUCGCUACUUCUAAAAUGACAUGUUUCCUGUUUAAAUAUAAAAUAGGCCCAUUAAGUUGGAGGCCCCUCCUUUACCAACCCACCCAACAUAAAAGAAAGUUUAAAAAGGGCUCCUUCCAGGUGUAGGAAGUUAGCACCCACCCCUCUCCUGGGAAAAUGAGAUAUUUUAGAAAAUAUUAAAAAGGGCAGAAUAUUUCCCCUAAAAGGGAGGCAGAAACUCAGCCCCCACCACCACCACCUUUUUCAAUGGGCCAUGAAGGCCUGAGCCAGUCUAUUGUACAUAACAAAGAUCUUCAGGCAGAGCCAUAGUAGGAAUUGCCCAAAGCCCUUUCAUUACAUCAUCACCCAGCAAGGUUCAACCAAGCCUGGGACUCAAAAGACAACCUACAAAGUUACCCCUGCAUGGCUGCAUGGGAGUCUGACAACCAAUCAGAGCACAAGCUCAAAUUCAAAACCCAACAGAGGGCAUAAAACCCAGGCACUCUCAGCAUCUCUGCCCUUUUUGCCUAGGAUCUCAAGCCAUGUGAUCCUGUUCAUCAAUAAACCUUUCCAAGCAACUUCUAUGAAUCCAGUGUCUUUUUCCCCACUUGGAACUGAACCCAGAUGGACAUUUCUUCCAACACAGGGAAGUCCCUGUUAUAACCCUUGCCAUCCUUGGAAAAUCUGAACAAGUUUUUGUUCAGUUUUUUUAAAGUCCUUGGAUACCAAAAAGCCUGUGUACUAUAGCUUAAAUCAACUUUUUCCAACUACCCUCUUCUAAAUCGAAUUUUUCAAACUUGCCACAUUUCAGGUGUGUAGACUUUUAACUCCCAAAUUUUUUUCUAGAAAUUUGAAAACAGUGCUCUAAAUUUACUGGACUUCAAUUCUCAUAAUUUUGCCAUCCAUGUCAGUUACAAAUGUACCCAUAAGAAGCAAGUAAGUUCCAGAUCAAAGUUUGAACACAUUACCAAAUGGGUAAGUUAUUAAAUACUGCUUAUCUGUUUGUAAAGUGCAACAGUCAAUUAUUUAGCAACUGAUCGUACUGAGAAUGAGUCCCACUGAUUGUCUUUGAUCUAUUGCUCCACUAUAAUCUAGUCCAAUUCAAGGUCUUUUGGUUGAGCAAAACUU